This is a messenger RNA of Ixodes scapularis (black-legged tick), 2537 nucleotides long. RefSeq names its product cell wall protein DAN4. Bases 305 to 1711 code for a protein of 468 amino acids. The transcript has a single exon. The record is from RefSeq and is a predicted model, not a curated record. NCBI's taxonomy places the organism in Eukaryota, Metazoa, Arthropoda, Arachnida, Ixodida, Ixodidae.
AUGAAAUGGGCUACUCGAAUCUAGUGCUACAAACAAAAACCAAAACAAAAGUUUGGAUUGGGGAUUCUCUUGUCACCUUUGUCGCGUAGCGAAAGCAGCGGAUGCACAAACAUUAAACGUGCUGCUUUGCAUAACAACAAACUUAAAGUCACGAACGCUUGCGCUGGUAAACAGUGCGCUAAAAGGACGAUAAAAUUUGAAUUAAAUUCGAAUUAAAUUUGCAGAAGCGAAAGAGUGAAGUUUGAAUCCAGCUGACAAUCCGAGCGCAGCCAGGACCGCGCGAGUCGCGUGACGGCGUUCGAAAAUGUCAAAAUCCGUCCCUCCUGUUGCGGCUGCUUCCACCGUUCCCGCAACUGCUGCUACGACGGUCGCUGUAAGUACAACCGGUACAACUACAGUUACUAGAAUGGCUGCAGCCACGGCUAAGGAUGUUGUCACCGCAGCGACCGCAAAUUCUACCGUGGCAACUGCGCCGCGAGUUCCGCGCGCCGUUUUUCACCAGCUUUGCCCCAACGCCACUCCCAUUGCCACGGCAGCGACUUCAGCGCCUGGUGCUGUGGCCACAGCGUCUGAAAUUCCUACAUGUGAAUCUGCCAAAUCUGCUACGCCACCGUCGACUGCUAGAGUUGCUACGUCCUCAGCAAAUGUUCGGUCAACUACAACUGUGUCGACUGCUUCGACCGUUCCGUCUGCUACACCUGCUACGCCGUCUGCUACUGCAACGGCCUCCAGUACUCAAAGAGACCUUUCCCCGUACCGUUACCAAACGUCAUUCAAACAUGUUCUCUUCGGACGGAGAGCACGGCAGGUCGUGAUGAACGUCUAUUCCCGCCUUAGAAUAGAAUGUCCGCACGCGUCGUACAACGAUAUUGUGAAGCAGACGACGCACCUCACCGGAGUAUCGCACAGCACCAUAUUUAGCUGGAAAAAGAUUGUGGACCCCAUCGAUGAUGAUAUGAAGUCGCCACCGAAGAUGAGGCGCCGCCGCAAAAAUGCCUCGUCAUCCCCCUUGAAGGGUUCCAAAAUAGGCACGAAAGAGUCGCGCGAAAAGGAGCUAGGUGCGGAGCAACAGGCCGUACCAAAGAAAGUACGACGAAGGAAGGCCCUGUCUUUGGAUGGUACAGAAGCCUACCAAGUAGCCGUCCCGCCAGCCAAGUCAGCAAAGGUUCAGCAGAACAAACCUGCUGCCUCAAACAACGAGGGGAGCCAAGUAGCCACACGAUCCGCGAGAGCUACAAAGACUGAACUCAAGAAAGUAAAUCCUGUAGAGCGUCCAUCUAGUCAAGAGACCACUCAAUUCGUCCAACACAGCUAUCGUCGACUCAAUCAGACUACAUACCAGACUGACCGGGGAACCGCAAUAUCCUCAGAACCUUGGAAGAGUCGUAUUAUGCGGCGAGCCAAUAUGGAACAAGCUGACCAGUUAGCCAUGACAUAUGCCAAACCUUGGAGUAGUCAAUCAAAUCAAGUCAUUCAUUAUGAACAACCAAAUCAAGCAAGCACACAGACUUGCAAACAAGGGGAAAGAGGCCCAUUCGGCCAAUCCGUUCCUUGCGAACAACCAACAAAUCAAGCUAAUGUACUGGCUGCAGUUUCUGUAAGAGAUCCAUGCAAUGAGCCUUUACAUUGUGACCAACAGACUAAUCCGGUGGGCACACAUGCAGAACCGAAGGCACCGAAUCAGUGCCAGGUAUGGUGGACCACAAAGUGAGAAGAUCAGACAAACUUUGUAAGUUACAGCAGCUUAAUAUUUAUUUUUUUUUCCCCUCAAGUGCCUUUUUUGUUGUGCAAUUCUUUUGUCAGAGCUAGGAGCUCUGACACACAACACUUUCAUGUUUGCUUGAACGAAGAUACCAGCCAUCUGUGCCAGGGCAUUAGCUGGUGCUUUGCUAUGCCACCUGGGAUGUUCCAUCUAAUUUGCAAAAAGGGGAGUAAAACUCCCAUUCUGUUGUUGUGAACAGGAUAUUGACUAAAGAACACAAAAUGGGAUUAUCCGAUUUUCUUAUCUUGGAGUCGUUUUGCCUGCAUUUUUUGCUUUUUAUCCAAAGGAUAAGGUCGUGACCUUAUACUCUGCAUCAACUAUUUUGCGCUUGUUGUCAAGGUUAGUGUAGCUUCUACUGUGCUUCAACGCUUUCAAAGCUACUUGCACAAGUGCAUGCGAACGCAAGAAGUAGUCAUGUGCACAUGCUGUCGUAGCAGUGCAUGGCUACAGCACUGUAGAAGCUAUGCUAGCCUUAGGAACUUAACGCAAAGUAGUCGAUGCCAAGUAUAGAUCUCCAUUUCACAACCGAGUGGUACUUAUGUUUCCCGAAAUCACCCGUCCUCUGGAAUUAACAAAGUAAUAAGUAAAAAUAAAGAUUUCUUUGCUUUAAAACCAUCACACAUUGCUUAUUUAUUGAGUUUGAUUUUGUCAGUGAUGAUUGAAAAUUUUAUCACACUGCCCCAUAAUCUUCACUUUGACUCCCAUGACCCCAGCUACUAGGAGUUGACUGCGCGGAGCAAAGGUCACGGGAGUCACGAUGUGGUACUUCAUUGUU